Rhinolophus ferrumequinum (greater horseshoe bat) is the source of this 3083-nucleotide messenger RNA. It is a transcript of the gene TTC29, whose product is annotated as tetratricopeptide repeat domain 29. Gene Ontology annotation, molecular function: protein binding. NCBI's taxonomy places the organism in Eukaryota, Metazoa, Chordata, Mammalia, Chiroptera, Rhinolophidae. The coding region runs from base 54 to 1484 and encodes 476 amino acids. The transcript has 12 exons. The record is from RefSeq and is a predicted model, not a curated record.
GCUGAAGUCUGUGAGCCUGGAAAGAUCUUCAGCAGUAAUCUCCAAAUUCCAAAAUGACCACCCUGCCCCCCGUGCCCAUGCCACGCCCGAAGCUGGCGUCCUUAGCCAGACAGAAGCUGCCAUGCUCCCCCAGUACGAUUCCAAGGUCUCAAUUGAUCAAAGAAAAAGAUGGCUUAGAUCAUUAUCUGGAGGUGAAUUUCAAAGGAUUGUCGAAAGAAGAGGUUGCUGCUCACCGGAACUCGUACAAGAAGACCAUCUGUGUGGAUAUGCUGCAAAAUGGUUAUCAUAAGUCCUUUACUGAGCUCUUCGCUCUGAUGGAGAAGUGGGAUGACCUGAGGGAGGCUGCGAGGGUUCGGUCCAUCUUCUGGCUGCAGAGACCCCUGGAGGAGCAGCCUGAUAAGCUGGAUCAUUUCUACUACUACCUGACCAGGGCCGAGGUGGCUGAAAGGAAAGAAUUCUUUGAAGAUGUCUAUAAUAACUUGUAUGCUCUGGCCUGUUACUUCAAUCAUAUUGAAGACAAGUGGGUAAGGAACCACUUCUAUGAACGAUGUUUCCAGAUUGCUCAACUGAUCAAAGUGGACGGUGGGAAGAAAGAAGCCGAGGCGCAUGGGCUCAUGGGACUUCUCUUCGAGGAGGAAGGUCAGCUUCUGGAAGCUGCCGAGCAUUAUGAAGCAUUCCAUCAAUUGACACAAGGGCGGAUAUGGAAGGAUGAGACAGGCCGCUUUCUCAACUUGUUGGCCUGCGAGAGUCUCCUGAGGAUUUACAGAUUACUCGCAGACAAAAUGCUGGAAAAUAAAGAUUACAAACAGGCCAUCAGAAUUCUAAUAAAAGCUUUUGAAAUAACCCAAGAAGGAAACAACAAAAAGAUGGAAGGAGAAGCUUCCUAUUACUUGGGUUUAGCAUACUUGGCUGCUGGAGAGUAUGAAACAGCAUUAACAGUCCUUAACACUUACAGUGAAAUCUCUACAGACCUGGAUGAUGAGCUCGGCCUGGGGAGAGCCUAUGAAGCCAUCGCCAAAGUCCUGCAGAGCCAAGGAGAGAUGACAGAAGCCAUUAAAUACUUGAAGCAAGUUGUGAAAAUUUUAAGAAACAAUUUUCAAUUCCUAGAUGCUGUGAAAGCAAGUACAAUGCUUGGUGAUAUCUACAAUGAAAAAGGAUACUACAACAAAGCUUCUGCAUACUUUCAGCAAGCUUUUGACACAACAGCAGAGCUAAUAAACAUUCCUCUGAUGGAAGAAACAAAAGUUCAUUAUGGAAUAGCAAAAGCUCAUCAGAUGAUGCAGACAGUUAACAAUUAUAUAGAAUCUGCAGAUCUCACCAGCCUCGGCUGCCUGCUGUCAUGGAAGGAGAGUAGAAGUAGCAUCAUACCUGAUCCAGUUAUUAGAGAGUUAAGAAGAGCCACAAUGGCAAGUUUAUAUGAAACCUCAGAGCACUUGGAAGAACUCAAUGGAUUUCCAGAUACUGUCCAAAAAAAUGAGACUUAAGCCAGCUUUUGACUCAGCAGCAAAGCAAGAAGAAAUUUAUCAUGUCACUAGAGUCUUUGAUACCUGUGCUAGGAGUGUGUUGCCAAUAAUACAGAUAGAGUUAUCAUAAAACUAUGACUAUGUUUUCAGUGGAUUUCGUAUUGCAGUAUGCUACUACAAAUUUAGUCCAAAACAUCUAAAUCCAUAAAAUAAAAUAUAUCACAAAUGAUUGAAUAUUAACAAUUAUCCAUAAAAUAAACUAAAAUUUUUCCUCUUAUCCACUAUUCCACAAGAAAUAGUGCUAUCAUAGAAUCAAAAUUUGGUUUUGUGUAAUGAGAAAAUAAUUAUAAACUUAAGGAAAUCUAUGCUGAAUAAAUGUGGGAAAAUAUUUACUAAAGUUCCAGGGAAACUUUUCUGCAUAGAUAAAAAGAUUAUAAGCAAUAAUGGCCAUCAUAUUGAUAAGUACUGUUCAAAACAGUUUGUUUUACCUAUGUGAAGGAAAACUCUGUUUUCUCUACUCACACCAUUUCUGGUGCCACAUGUGUGUUUUUCCACACUAAGCAAUUCUCCAAUUCUUGGCAGACAUUGACUGGGUACCUUAUAAUUUAACUUAUUUCUGACACUAACUGCCAGAAAUUAGCACAGACCCCAUAGAUCAAAGGAUCAGAUAGUUCCACAGGACUGUCCCCACUUCAGACGCCAAUGGCAAGUCCCAAGUUGUCAUUUGUAUUUCUGACUGACAUGGCUACAAAUCAGGGAUUCUCUCCUCUCCUCGGGUCCAAUAAUUUGCUAGAAGGGCUCACAGAACUCAGGGAAACACAUGCUUACAUUUCCCAGUUUAUUAUAAAGGAUAUAAUAAAAGACAUAACUGAACAACCAAAUGGAAGAGAAGCAUAGGGCAAGGUAUGGGAGAAGGAGCACAGAACGUCCAUUCCAUCCCCAGGCAUGUCACCAGCUCAAAAGCUCUCUGAAUCCUUCCGGUUAGGUGUUUUGUGGAGGUUUCAUUACCUAGAGACAAUUGAUUAAAUCUUGGCCCAUUAGUAAUUUACUCAGCCUGCAACGCCUCUUUCCUCCCCCAGGUCAGUGGAUGGGGCUGAAAGAUCUAAUCCUCUAAUCACAUAGUUAGCUCCCCUAUCAACUACCCCGCUCCGCCCACCUACCCCAACCUUAGGGCCUUUCCAAAAGUCACAUCAUUCAUGUAACCUUAAGUGUGGUUGAAAAGAACUUAUUGUGAAUAACAAAUAGCCUUUAUUACUCCAGAGCUAUUUCAGGAAUGGGGGGAAAAAAACAAGUAUCAUAACACUUUAUGCUCCUUUCACCUUUAUCAUUCUGGAGCUGUUUCAGGAGCCUGGAGCAAAAACUAAAUGUUAAUUGAUUAUAUUACAUUAGGAACUCUGCCAGGUGCCAGGGACAAAGACCAAAUAUGUAUUUCUUAUUAUAUCACAGCAUUACACUGUAUAAAAUUAUAUUUUGUGAUACUUUUAGCUGAUAGUAUAUAAUGUAACUUAUCCAUGUCAAUUUACAAAAAAUUAAGAAAAUCCUUGUCUUAGGCUCUUUCCCGAAUGUGUCUGACAAAAUGAGAGGACACAGCUGAAAUGAUUAUGUGUAUAAUUUCUGGAG